Molecule: messenger RNA, 1758 nt
Organism: Cylas formicarius (sweet potato weevil)
Lineage: Eukaryota; Metazoa; Arthropoda; Insecta; Coleoptera; Brentidae
Product: carboxylic ester hydrolase-like
Source: RefSeq, a predicted model, not a curated record
AGCGCGGCGAGAGUUCAAAUUUGAUUGGCCCACGAUGAAAAUCCGGGCUUUGUUUCUUGCAUUGGUGGUUUUCGUUAGUUUUUGUGAUGGAAAAAUACCACAAGUGAAAUGCGAAAGUGGUGUCAUUAGCGGAAGCUACAUGACAACUCGAAACGGUAAAACUUUCAGCGGUUUUAUGGGCAUUCCUUAUGCUGAACCACCCAUUGGUGAUUUGCGUUUUAAGCCACCAGUUCCAUUACCUCCAUUUAAAGGGGUAUUCAACGCAACUAAAAUUCACCCCGUGUGUCCCCAAAGGGAUAUUUACCGACGGUCCAAUAUUUUCAAAGGGGAAGAGGAUUGCUUGUAUUUAAAUGUCUACACGCCAAAGAUUCCAACCCAAGAUAGUGAUUUACUUCCUGUGAUGGUGUUUUUCCACGGGGGCGGUUGGCUAUGCGGGGGAGGCAACUCGGAAUGGUACGGUCCCGAUAUACUCCUCGACAGAGAUGUGAUUUUGGUCAUCCCUAAUUACCGACUGGGUGCAUUGGGAUUUUUAAGUACCGGCGAUGAAGUGGUGCCCGGCAACAACGGACUAAAGGAUCAAAAUUUGGCUUUAAAGUGGAUUCAAAAGAACAUCGAAUCAUUUGGCGGUGAUCCCAAGAGUGUGACUCUGUUUGGUGAAUCGGCUGGAGGAGCCAGCGUUCAUUACCACAUGUUGUCACCAAUGAGUAAAGGUCUGUUUAGUAGAGGUAUAGCACAGAGUGGCACUUCGCAAUGCAUAUGGGCCUUCGCCCCGAAAGGAGAGUCAGUCGACCACUCCAAAAAACUUGCUGUGACGUUAAACUGCCCGACGAACUGUUCCACACAAAUGGUGGAAUGUUUGAGGAGGAUUGGGGAUCCCCUGGACUUUGUACGAAACGACGUAAUGUUUAUGGAAUGGGAUUUCGAUCCGAUGAUACCAUUUAAGCCUACAGUGGAACCAAACGUGGAGGGUGCUUUUUUAACGGAAGAACCGGUGACUAUAAAAGGCGGCAAAAGUGCUCAGGUACCUUUCGUCGUCGGUGUUACUUCUGAAGAUGGCGGCCUUAGAGGAGCGGGUGUGUUAGGGAAUCCGCAUCUUUUGACGGAAUUGGAUAGGGAGUUUGACAAGGUGGUACCGAUAAGUUUGAUGUACCAGAAAACGGCUGCAGAUGUCAGCUCGGUUACCAAGCAAAUAAGACAAUUCUACUUUGGCGGCGACAAAGUCAAUGCUUCGAAGUCCAAGGAAGUGGUAAACAUGUACACCGACGGGUGGUUUUUGAAUUGCGCUGACGAGACUGCCGUGUUGCACAAAACAUAUUCGCAGCACCCCGUCUAUUACUAUCUUUUCGGGUAUCGAGGUUCGGCGAGUUUCUCCAAGAUAUUCGGCGGGGGAGAUACCGAUUACGGGGUAUGCCACGCGGAUGACCUACAAUAUUUGUUCCCUGUGGGUCUUGACCUUUUCCCAGACGUUAAGCCAAAUGAUGACGACAUUUAUGUGACGGAACUAUUCACCAAGCUAUGGACAAAUUUUGCGAGAACUGGUGAACCUACGCCCGAUGACUCAGACGAAACAAUCCGCGAGAAGUGGCACCCUAUACAGUCGGACAAUAUGGAAUACUAUUACAUCGAUUCCAAGGGCAGCGGGAUGAGAAACGGGUUGUUGCUCGACAGGGCUAAAUUUUGGAGGCAAUUGAAUGCAAAUCCUCGGCUAGUUGAAAACGAAAUAGGCAAAAGGGAUGAAUUGUGAUAAUAUUAACAUGG